AUGACGAGAAUCGAUGUUGACGAUUUAAUUUUGCGACUGUUGAGUGUUGGACAACCGAAUAAAGGUCUCACGAAAACUGUUCGCGAACCUGAAAUCGCAUCACUUUGCCACAAAGCUCGCGAAAUUUUCAUGGCACAACCAUCAUUGAUAGAAAUUGAUCCACCGGUUCGUAUUUGUGGUGACACGCACGGUCAAUAUGGUGACCUGUUACGAAUCUUUGGUCGUGGAGGAUUUCCUCCACUUGCCAACUACUUAUUCCUGGGUGAUUAUGUAGAUCGUGGACCACAGAAUCUCGAGACUAUCAUAUUGUUAUUCUGUUACAAGGUAAAGUUUCCAAAUAAUUUCUUUUUACUCCGCGGUAACCACGAAUGCGCUAAUGUUAAUCGGGUUUAUGGCUUUUAUGAGGAAUGUAUGCGUCGUUUUAAUUCAGCUCAACUGUGGGAAAUAUUUCAGGACACAUUUCAGUGCAUGCCAUUAACAGCACUUGUUGGUGAGCGUAUACUGUGCAUGCACGGUGGUAUAUCGCCGCAAUUGAAAAGUCUUCAGCAAUUGCGAGAAAUUAAGCGGCCAACGAAUAUCGCAAGCCCAUCGUUGGAAAUGGAUUUAUUGUGGGCAGAUCCGGUGAUAGGUAUUAGCGGAUUUCAAAUAAAUAUACGAGGCGCUUCGUUUGGAUUUGGAUCGGAUAUUUUAGCUACAUUAUGUAAAAAAUUGAAUAUUGAUAUGGUAGCUCGUGCUCAUCAAGUGGUACAAGAUGGAUAUGAAUUUUUCGGAGCCCGUAAAUGUGUUACCAUAUUUUCUGCACCGCAUUAUUGUGGACAAUUUGACAAUGCUGCAGCAAUAAUGUCCGUGGAUCAAAAUCUUUUAUGUUCAUUCCAGAUUUUAAGACCAACUAUAGGUGCUGCGGAAAUUAUCACAGAUUAUGAGCUAGUAGUAUCGGUAAAACAUUUCAGGAGAGAACUUGCUGAAACAGAAAUGAAAUCAUAUGGUAAAAUUCUGAUAGCAUCAGCAGUAAUAGCUGUAUUGAUGACAUUCAUUUCUCUGAUCAUUAUAUUACAUAUUUUUAUCUACAUGAGAUGGGGUAUCACUCGUCAACUCAUUCUUCUCAAUGCUAAGGUAUGCGUGCUCGAGUCACGUCUUGGAACACGCCAACUAUCGGAAGAAUUGCAAAAGAAAUUAUGUGAAGAAAUUGGUGUCACAUUUAAAACUAUCCAAAAUGAACGACAGAAAUUCGCUCAGGAAGUUGUCAAUGAAAAGAAUAUUCCGAAAUCUAAAACAGCUCAAAGUCCGCCUUCCGAAAAGCAAAUCGAAGAAGAUAAAAAAGCACCAGUAAAAGCUUCAAGAAGAUCAGUAGUUGCACCAGAACAACAAAUUAUCAAAGUACCAGAAAUUGGUGGUAUGGCAGAUCAAGCUGAUCCGAAGUAUCAGACACUUGUCGGCAUGGAUAAUGAAAAAAUUUUCGUUGAAAAAAAAGCACCCACAGUGGGCGGUAUGGUAAACCAAGCAGAUCCGUCUUAUCAAACACUUGUCGGUAUGAAUAAUUCAAACAUUUUCCAAGAAAAAG
Molecule: messenger RNA, 1561 nt
Organism: Acanthocheilonema viteae
Lineage: Eukaryota; Metazoa; Nematoda; Chromadorea; Rhabditida; Onchocercidae
Source: the annotation of a GenBank genome assembly